UCAUCUACAUGGGUUGUAUGUACUCAUAGGUUACAACUUGAGGAGCACACUACUAUAGUAGACGCAUCGCUUGCUUCGUGCUUUCAGUUUAGUUGAACGAUCCCUGUCCGUUGAGUUUACUGUCAGUGAAAUUUAAUCACCAGAAAAUCUAAAAUUCAGAAAUGGCUCGUACAAAGCAAACAGCUCGUAAAUCUACAGGAGGAAAAGCUCCCCGUAAGCAGCUUGCCACCAAAGCUGCACGUAAAAGUGCACCUUCUACUGGAGGAGUUAAAAAACCACAUCGUUACCGACCUGGUACUGUAGCUCUUCGAGAAAUCAGAAGAUACCAGAAAUCGACUGAGUUGUUGAUCAGGAAAUUACCAUUCCAGCGAUUGGUUCGUGAAAUUGCACAAGAUUUCAAAACUGAUUUGCGUUUCCAAAGUGCAGCUAUUGGCGCUCUUCAAGAAGCAUCUGAAGCAUACUUGGUCGGUCUCUUUGAAGACACAAACUUGUGCGCUAUCCAUGCAAAACGUGUCACCAUCAUGCCGAAAGAUAUCCAACUCGCUCGGCGAAUCCGUGGUGAACGAGCUUAAACCAUCUUAUAUUUAAUCGUAAUCAUCAUCAACUUGUUUAUUAUUAUUAAUUGUAUUAAUUAUUAUUCAUGUUAGUUUUAUUUGUCAUAACGGAUUGACUAUCUUAAAUGAAAUGAACGUCUCGAAGUUAUUGACAAGUUGUCUAUAAGUCUAUAAGAUCACAUUUGUCUUAAAGCCAUCUUGAAAAGAAAUAACUUUAAGAUAUUAUUUCUAUUUAGGUUCAACCAUUCUUAAUCAUUCUAUGACACUUUUUUGUAGCUAUCAGAAACAUUAUGUCAUCCCUGCAAUUAAUCUAUCAGUCAACUUUUAUUACAUUUAAAAGAAAAAAUAGAAUAAUCAAAUAAUGUAUUUAAAUGGAUCGUAAGCGUUCGCGACACAAAAAAAACAACUCUAAAAUGUCAUAAAGUUUCAAAAUGAGACAAAACGAAGUGAUAAAAAUCAUUCAUCAGUUGUUGAGUCGCGAACGGUUUCGAAAAUAUUUGUUUAUCAUAAUGACUUCAGAUAUACCUAACUAUCAUUAUCAUUACUACAUUACUAUAAUUAUUAAGUAGCACAAGAUAGUGUGCGUAGAAUAACAAAGUUUUUAUCGUAAUCCAGUGAUAAAUUUAAUAUUUAGGCAAAUUUUAUAAAUAUUAUUUUCUCCCAUAUUAUUAAUUUAUGUAAGUUUACUGGAUUGCGUUUUAAGUAUUCUUAAAACGGUGUGAAAAAUUUCAUAAAUAAAUUUGCUAUAGUCGA
Chelonus insularis is the source of this 1307-nucleotide messenger RNA. RefSeq names its product histone H3.3A. The transcript has 4 exons. Bases 162 to 572 code for a protein of 136 amino acids. Gene Ontology annotation, cellular component: nucleus; nucleosome. The record is from RefSeq and is a predicted model, not a curated record. Gene Ontology annotation, molecular function: protein heterodimerization activity; structural constituent of chromatin; DNA binding. NCBI's taxonomy places the organism in Eukaryota, Metazoa, Arthropoda, Insecta, Hymenoptera, Braconidae.